This is a messenger RNA of Drosophila sulfurigaster albostrigata, 11657 nucleotides long. RefSeq names its product insulin-like growth factor 2 mRNA-binding protein 1 (gene Imp). The transcript is spliced from 7 exons. Gene Ontology annotation, molecular function: mRNA binding. NCBI's taxonomy places the organism in Eukaryota, Metazoa, Arthropoda, Insecta, Diptera, Drosophilidae. Gene Ontology annotation, biological process: regulation of gene expression. The record is from RefSeq and is a predicted model, not a curated record. Bases 1675 to 3624 code for a protein of 649 amino acids. Gene Ontology annotation, cellular component: nucleus; cytoplasm.
AAAAAAAAUUUCUUGCCAACAUAAAAAUCCAAAAACGUAUUUGAAAAAAAAAAACACACACAACAAAGUCCGAGCAAUUCUCAGCACAAAACUCUCACAUACAUACAUUUUUUUGUCGUUUUCCACAAAACUAUUUCAAAUACCAUUUCCAAUUAUUUUCCCUUAUUUAUAAUUUUCGUUUUCCUUUUGGCACUUCAUUUAAAUUCCCCAAUUCACAUGCACUCGAUGAACUCUAUAGCCGACAUACGAAUUUCGAUCAAGCCGCAAGCAACCGAUGCAAAAAAUCUAUAGUGUCCCGAUCAAUCAAACGCAUCAAUCAAGCCAGAGACACAUCUUCAAACUGAAUGAGACUGAGAGAGACAUAGAAAGAAAGAGAGACUGAACAAAAGAGAGCGUGAGGGGAGAGAGAUAGAGAGAAAGAGAGAGAGAGAGCGUGAAAGUGAGAGCGUGAGCUGCUGGCAUCAAUCAACAACUCAUCGCUCAAUCAUUUUCAGCACAGAUCUUCAAUCACAUCACCGACACCGACACCGACACUGACAUCGAUAUCAUCACAUCUUUAAGCUCAUCUGGGAUCCAACUGGAGUCAGCCUGCAACUAUUGAACGCAAAUAGACAAAUCCAUUCGCCAUCAAUCAUCUGCAGUCAAUCACUCAACUUGCAACGAAUCUGUUUUCAUCCUUUUUGGGCCAAAUUUGACACAUUUACCGCAUUUUUCAUUUCGCAUCGCAUCGUGCCACACAGCAACAACUCAUUUUUUUUUCUCUCGAAAUUCAACGGAAAAAACGUUUUUGAAAACGCGCGCGCGGGCAACAAAAAAAUAAUCAACACCACGAAAAAUAAAAGUAAAACCAACAAAGCAAUGCAACAAAUUCAACAACAACAACAACAUCAACAAUAAUCAAUUCAUCAAUUGCACAAAAUUCGUUUUUUUUGGUUUUACAUUUCAUACGAUAUUUUCUCGGUAACGACGCGAAAACGUGAAAGGUGAAAGGACAUGACUCAAAGCGCAAAUUGAGCGAAUGAAAAAAGUAUCAAAAUAGAAAAGCACAUCAAACAACGUCCUGUAACAAAAAAUUCAAUUUUUUUUUAAACAUUCCACGCCCCGAAAACAUCAUCAACAACAACAACAACAACAACGACAGGAAAAUCUGCGGAAAAAAACCUCGCUCAAAAUUCUAAAGUGUGUGUGUCGCCCAAAAGUGUUUUGAUUCGAUUUCCAUUUCCAAUUCAAUUUCAAAUUUGUUGAAAGUUAACGAAGUAGAAGAGUAGCAAAGAAAAAGAAAAAGAAGAAAAAAGACCGCAAGCGAAAUUGUUAUUAUUGAUAAAUACACGAUAUAUAUGAUAUAUAUAUAUAGAAGAAAGCAUCUAUUUUUUUUGCACGAACUUACCGUAAAGAAAAGUUAAAUUUAUAUAUAUACAUAUAUAUAUAUAUAUAUCUACAAAUUGUGCUCCCCCUGCCCCCUCUCAAAGUAACAACAACAACAAGCAAAAGACGAAAGUGAAACAAAGUCAAAAUUGAAAGCAAACAAAAAGUUGAUCGAAAAAGUUUUGAAAAUACGCGCCACAACAACAGCAACAGCAAAGAAGACACACACAAGCUAAAAGCUCACAAGGAAAAGCACAAAAGCUACUAAUACAACAAGCAGAAGAAGAAGGUACAGUUAUAUUUCGAAAGAUGGCUUCCGAACUGGAUCAAUUCGCCGAUUUGGAAUUAUCAAAAGAGGAUCGCGAGCAAAUCUUCGAUCCGCCAUUAGACCGGCAGCAAUUGGAAGGUGCUGGCACCUCAAGUGUUACGACAUCCAAAAUCUUAAUAAGCGGCAUACCGCUGCAAACACGUUUCGAAGACAUCGAACCGCUACUGAAGCCCUAUGGCAUCGUCAAACAAUGUGAGGCUAUUUCUAGUAAGGAUCAAAAUACUCAAACAGUACAUAUAACAUUCGAAAAUCCUGAGCAGGCGCAAAGAGCUGCUGGUGGUUUGAACGGCGUCGAAUUUGAGGGCAGUAAACUGCAUGCGGAGCAAUUGGAUAAGAAUCAACGUCGCAGCCAACGCAAUCAGCGCAAUCCGUAUCCGGGAAUGCCGGGACCCGGACGCCAGGCGGACUUCCCGCUGCGCAUUCUCGUACAGAGCGAGAUGGUUGGUGCGAUCAUUGGACGUCAGGGCACCACCAUUCGCACCAUUACACAACAGAGUCGCGCCCGUGUCGAUGUGCAUCGCAAGGAGAACGUUGGCUCCCUCGAGAAGUCCAUCACGAUCUAUGGCAAUCCGGAGAACUGCACCAAUGCCUGCAAGCGCAUCUUGGAGGUGAUGCAACAGGAGGCGCUCUCCACGAAUAAGGGUGAGAUCUGCUUGAAGAUCCUUGCCCAUAAUAAUCUGAUUGGUCGCAUUAUCGGCAAGAGCGGCAACACUAUUAAACGUAUCAUGCAGGACACGGACACAAAGAUCACCGUUAGCUCGAUCAACGACAUCAACAGCUACAAUCUGGAGCGCAUCAUCACGGUGAAGGGAUUGAUUGAGAACAUGUCGAGAGCGGAAAACCAAAUCAGUACCAAACUGCGCCAAAGCUAUGAAAACGAUCUGCAGGCCAUGGCUCCACAGAGCCUCAUGUUCCCCGGCCUGCAUCCCAUGGCAAUGAUGUCGACACCGGGCAAUGGCAUGGUCUUCAACACGAGCAUGCCGUUCCCCUCGUGUCAAGGCUUUGCCAUGUCCAAGACACCGGCCAGUGUGGUGCCGCCGGCGUUCCCCAACGACAUGCAGGAGACCACCUAUCUCUAUAUACCGAAUAACGCUGUUGGCGCCAUCAUUGGCACCAAGGGCUCCCACAUACGCAGCAUUAUGCGUUUCUCGAGUGCAUCCCUCAAAAUUGCGCCCCUCGAUGCCGACAAGCCGCUGGACCAACAAACGGAGCGCAAGGUGACGAUUGUUGGGACACCGGAGGGUCAGUGGAAGGCGCAAUACAUGAUAUUCGAAAAGAUGCGCGAGGAGGGCUUCAUGUGCGGCACCGAUGAUGUUCGCCUAACUGUCGAGCUUCUUGUUGCCAGCUCCCAGGUUGGACGCAUUAUUGGCAAGGGCGGUCAAAAUGUGCGUGAGCUGCAACGUGUCACGGGUAGCGUCAUUAAGCUGCCAGAGCAUGCGCUGGCGCCACCUUCUGGCGGCGAUGAGGAAACACCUGUACACAUUAUUGGAGCAUUCUACAGCGUUCAGUCCGCACAGCGUCGAAUUCGCGCCAUGAUGCUAUCGACGAAUCCACCUCCAGUGACCAAAAAACAGAAAGCUGCCAAAGAACAACAAUUGCAACAGCAACAACAACAACAGACCUUAGCCGGUGCCUCACCAAGUGGGACUCAACAGCAGCAGCAGCAACAGCAACAACAGCCACAACAACAACAGCAACAGUCGCCGUCGCAGCAGCAGCCGCUGCCGCUGCAAUCGCAUCAUCAAUCGUCGGCGGCGUCGUCGUCGGCGCCACCUGCGCAUCAUCAGCAGCAGCAGGCGUCGUCGACAGCGUCUUCACAUCAAUUGCAGCAGCAGCAGCAGCAGCAGCAACAACCGCAGCAGCCAUCGCCACCUCCCGGCAAUGCCGCGCCAGCAGCCGCACAGCAGCAGCUGGCGAGCUCACAGCAGUAAGCAGCAGCAGCAACUGUUGCCGGGGUUAGAGGGGGAGUGGGCCAAGCAGAUGGAGCAACCCAACAACAACAACUGUAACUACAACAGCAGCAGCAACAACUACUACAAUAACAACAACAACAACAAUAUUUACAAUAAUUAAAACAAUAAUAAUAAUAAUUAUAACAGUUGCAAUAGCUACAACUAAUUCAAUGUCAACUCACAUUCGGAUAUGUCAAGCCAAUUUCAUUUUUUGCAUUCAUCUCUUUCAACAACAAAAACAAUAUCAACAACAACAGCAGCAACCAAGAUGCUUCCUCAAAGUCUGCAGUGUCAACACAACAACAAAAACAACAAGUAACAGCAUGUGUAUAACAGUUUAACUAUUGCCGUAUGACAGUUGCGCAUAACUGAGAGGAGUCUGGCUUGGCGUUAGCGUUUGAUCCACACAACUAUCAAUUAUCAUCACAAACACAGACACACACCAACACACACGCACACAUGCAACCCUGUUUAUUUAUUCAGCUAGAGUUGAGGAAAACUACAAGAAUGCCGGCAGAAAACGAACGAAGAGUAACUGGAAAACCACAACAACAACAACAACAAAUUUUGAAGCUGUAGAGCAGCCCCCGCAGCAACAACAACAACAACAACAAAUAUUUGGAAAACUUCAAAACACUACAAAAUGAAAGGAAAAUAUGAAAACAACAAACAACAACAACUACAACAAAAAAAAUAUACAAAAAUCUACAAAAAACAAAUACAAAAAUUAAGCCGUAAAAUGCAGAAAAUUCGUUUUUUAUAUAUAGAAAUAUAAAAUUAAAUUUUUUAUGAAUUUUAUUUUUUUAUUAAAACUCUUUUAGUAAGCGUACAUUAAGUGAAAAGAAAGAAAGAAAGAAUAACAACAACAACAACAAAACACAGCAACAACAUCAACAACAACAACAAAGUGGAAAAAGCGAAAUGAAAAGCAACAACCAAUCCGUUGGUUUGUGUGUGUGUUUUUUAAUGUUUCUUUUAAUUUUUUGUUUGUUAUAAUAUGGAACAAAUUUUGGAAACGAAAUGAAAAAAAGAGAAAGAAAAAGAAAAAGAUGAGAGGAGGACAACUGAAAGGAAAGAAAGAAAAAAAGAAGAAAAAAAAACACUGUAUGUUUUGUUUAUAUAAUUAGAAUUAUUACUCUACUACUACUACUAUUACUACUAUCUACAACUACAAUCUAUCUAUCAUAUUAUCUAUUAUAUUUUGUCGUGUAUUCAACAACAACAACAACAACUACAAAACUAAACAAACAACAAAACAAAGAAACGAAACGAAACGAAGCGAAAUUUUAAGCAGGUGUCAAAUUACAGCCCACCUCGACAACAACAAUUACUAAAAACUAAACCAACAACACAACCAAGUGUAAACAAAAACUUAACAAAACAUCAAACAACAAACAAAAUCAUAAUGAAAAUAAUCUUACAUAAAACACAUAAGAAGGAAUACAAAUUUAGAAGGUCGAAACAAAAACAAAAUAGGGAGUUUACGUAUAUAUAUAUUAUGUGUAUGCUGUACUCGGUAAGCAGAAGAAGAAGAAGCAGCAGCAGUUUUUUAUAACCGUAUAACAGUACUCGACUCUCACAUACACACACAGAAACAAACACCCCGAGUAUAUAUAUACAAUAUAUAUUCCUAGUUAAGUUGUGUCUCUCAAACCUAAUGCCAAUCAAGCAAUCUUAAGUGUACAGAGCUGUAUAAUAGUUUUCGAGAAUUGAGAUUUCCUGCGAGAAGAAGAAUUGUUAUAUUGUUUGAGUAGUAGAAAGUCAGAGAGAGAGAGAGAGAUAGAGAAGGAAUGAAGCGAGAGAGAGAAAGAGAGCAUUGUAAUGUGUUUGCCUUGAAACGAAAACAAAAAUAACGGUGCUGAAAUGUUAAUUUUUUUAUAUAACGAGUCAAAGCGAGCGACAAGUGUUACAUAUAGGCAAAACGAAACUGUUAUAAUUCACUACUAUACACACACACACACACACACACCACUACACAACACACUCAACUACCUUACUUAGUUUCUCAACUAGUGUAUAACAGUUUUUUAUAUACAUAUAUCCAUAGCGAAACUGAAGUAACUGAAUCGGAGCAACAAACAAUCAAACAAGCAACAACAAAACCAAUCAAUACCAAGACAAUAGCCCAAUUUUGUUACCAAUAUAUAUAUAGAGUUUAACGUGAAGAGUUAAUUUUUUUUUUUUAAUAAUUAUAACACAUUUAUUUUGUUUGUUUUAUAAAUACAUACAUACAUAUUACAUACGAUUAUAGAGUUAUAUACAAUACAUGCAUACAUUUAAUUAUUUUGCUUUUUUGUUUCUUUUUUGCCUUACUUUAGUUAGUCGUAGAAAUAGUACAGUUCGUAUAACACUUGCAACUGUUAUACCACAACCAUAAAAAAUCAACAUUUCGGCCACAAAAAAAAUGCAAAAAUGCAAAAAUGAAAAUAAAAAGCAAAUUUGAACUUUCGGGUAGAAAACAAAAACAAAAUCAAAAACAAUCCAAUUCAGAAAGAACAGCAGAACAAGAGAACAAAAAAUGAAGAUAGGCUUUUUUAGGGCAGUUUAGGACAAAGAUAUUUUGAUGACAUACAAACAAUACGAUACUACGAUACGAUAAACACAUGUGUAAAAGAUCUAUUGAUGAAGAUUGAACAAGUAAUUAAAAUACCUCAAUGUAAGUGCAUUAUCUUCUAUGACAAAACCAACAAAACAAAACAAAACUAAAAAAAAAAGAAAAGAAAACAAAAAACAAAUGUUAAAACCUAACGAAUAUGUAAAGUGUGAGCUAAAGCGAAACAACAUAAAACAAAAAGAAAAAGAAAAACAAAUGAAAACAAAAUCUACAACUAAAUGAAGAAGGAAAUUCAUAAAAAUAAAAAAGAAUCAUAAUGAUAAUUAUGAUAGUUUUUAAGUAAAAGAAAAGAAAAACAAAAUGUAAACAACCUGAAGGACAACAAACUAAAAACAACAACAACAACAACUACUACAACAAUACAGUAACUACAACAAAAAAGAACUAGGAACAACAACAACAACAACUAAAAAAAAGGCAUAUCAAUAAAUCAAGCGAGAAAAGCAUAGCACACAAAGUGAAGAUCGGACGCGCAGGUAUAACAGAAUAUAUAUAUAAUAUAUAUAUAAAGGGUAAACAGUUCCAUCAACAACAAACAACAACAACAGACUCGACCCAGAAACAGACAACAACAAGAAGAAGAACCAGAACAGCCAGAAGAAGAAGAACUCACAUCGCAAGCUGAAGAGAGAAAUUGUUAAAGUUUUGGUAUUUCCUAUAUAUAUUAUGUGUAUGUAAGCCAGGUGGUGUAUAGUACAUAGGGGCAUAUAUAUGUAUAUGUGUGUAUAUAUAUACAAUAUUUAUAUAUAUGAUAUAUGUGUAUGUGUAUAUGUGUUGGAAAUUCCAAAAAGCGUAACUUGUUAUUGUUAUACAUAUGAUAAACGAUGUUUUCUUUUGUUGUUCCUCAAACAUAAAUGCAUACAUAUUCUAUAUAUACAUAUGUGUAUAUAUAUAUUAUAUAUGUAUAUAAUUUUUAAUCAUUUGUCGCGGGGGGGUGAAAUACAAAACAAAAGAGGGAGAGGAAAACAAAUGUCCAAAGUUGUCAAUACAAAGAGCAUAUACCUUAUAUAUAUAUAUACAUAUAUAUAUACUAUAUAGACAGACCUAUUAAAUGACCUAUACUAUACGAUGAUGCGAUGAUAUGCAUGCUUCUUGGUGACAAUGCCUAAGCAUUUUAUUUAUAUAUAUACGAAAUGAAAAAAAAAAAUCCAAACAAAAAUCGACACAAACAAAACAAAAAAAAAAAAGAGUAAAACGAAUUUUUAUAAAAAAUUCCAAAAAUGUAAUCUAGCAAAAACAUUGGCAAUGUUUUUGAACUUGCAUUGUUUUUAUUUUGCAUAAAAUUCCAAAUGCUGAAGCAAGAGAAAGUAAAAGUAGAAGGCAAGAAUAGAGUGAGAGAGAAAGAAUAGAGAAAGAAAGCGAGCGAGGAGCAACGUGGUUGAGUUAACUAACUAAAUUGCUCUGUUUAAGGGGGGUUUACCAAAACAAACUAUUAAGGAACAUAUAUUAUACAUAAAUAAUAAUCAUAAACGAAACGAUGAAGACAAAAAGGAAAAAAAGAAAGAGAUAGAGAAAGAGAAUGAGAAUGAGAAAAAGAGACCACAGUGAGUGAAGAGCGUGCGCGUUGAAAACGACAGCGAGAGAUAGAUAGAGAUAGUGAUAGCGAGGUAGAACGAGAGAGCAGCAAAGAAAUUAUUUUUUAGUAUUUAGAGGCUAUUUUAUGUUGAUUAUAUAUAAGUAUAAGAUUAUACUAAUCCCAGAGACAGAGAGAGCGAGAGAUAGAGAGAGAGAGUUACGAUCUCUGGCGAUGCGUGUGAUUGAGUAAUUAUGAUAUAAUAAUAUGGAAGAUAUGUUUCAAAGAUUGUCUUUGUGAUUGUUCUUCGUUGGUCUACUACUACAUAGAGUCGAAGGUGUAUUAUCAUUAUUAUCAGCAAGCAUGUCCGAAUGUCCGUGUGGCAAAAGAAGAAGAUUGAACAACGACAAUUUUCAUUCAUCUUUUGUCAGCACAUUGAGGGAUUGACUAUUCCUUAGUUUUUUUUUUUUUUUUUUUCUUUGUUUAAUUGCUCAAAGUACGUAAGAUUAUUUGCUUUGGUGAAUAGGAAAAAAAAAAUCUCGAUCCUUCGAAAAUGUUCUCCAAAAAUUUCAGAUUUGUUGUCUUCAGUCUGUCUCGGUCAAUCUCUAUAAAAUCUGCUGGGAGUUCUUCAUGAAGAACUGCUGGCACUCAAAAUCUCUUCAUCAUUUGCCCAAAAUGAAAAAGCAUACGAAUUAAAUGAGAAAGAAAUUUUUUUUUUUUUAAAGUUAAGAUUCUUGUAUAUUCUUAUAUCGUUAUUGAAACGCAGGCGGAGCGACAGAAAUAAAGAAGAAAGGGAGAGAAGUAGGCGAAGAAGCCGGAGCAGCAAAUGUGGAUAAAAGAGAAAAAGAAAGGGUAGAAGAAAAUUAAAUUUUAACUUGAGGUUGAGGUUGAGGCAGAGGCAGACGAAAGGAUGUGAGGGGGGGACAACUCUGAACCAGGUGGCAACGAUCGGCCACAAUCGAUAGGCAGAUUGACAGGCGGUUAUCGAUAGCUCAGGAACAUGGCUUAUCAAUUCUGAACUUGAUUCAAAUUGCAUUCUUCUAUCAUUUACCCAACCUUCUCAAUAUCUAUGUAUAUUUUUGGCCAUUAUUUGAACUACACACACACACACACACAUUCACGAACACACACAGAGACAGAGACAACGACAGAGGACGAUCGGGUUUUUUAAUUUUGCACACAAACAAACAAACAAACAAACAUGGAAUGAAGGACAGCAAAAAGGAGCAAGGAACGAACUUGAGCGAAAACGAAGCGAAGCGAAGCAAAGUUAAAAUUUAAUUUUUCUAAAAGUACUUUUUUGUGUUGUAAGUUGUGCCAAGUACUGAUAACGUUUAAGGUGUGAUAAACUCGUUUUAAAAUUUAACAACUAUUUAAACUAUUACUAAAACAAAACAAAAACAAAACAAAAAAAAAAUGACAAAAUCUUAAAAAAAAAAAAUUUAUUUUAAUUUUAUAAAAAUGCUUUGGAUAUACAUACACACACACACACACACACACACCCAAACACACACACACACCAGACUUCAAAGUACUUUGACAUUUGAUUUGACAGCAAAAACUAGAACAACAACAACAACUACCACAACAAGAACAAGAACUACAACAAUUGCUUUGCUAUUACAAAUUACUAUUUAAUUUAUUCAUAUAUAUAUAUAAAUUUUUUUCAUAUAAUUUCUUAACGUAAACCUAUAAAAAUAAUGAAAAUUUAUACUCUUUGAAAGAUAAAAAUAAUCGAUUUAAAACAAGAAAUUUUUAAGAAAUGAAAAACAAAUAUGAUAAAGGCGAAAAUUAUAAGAGAAAGGCGAACGAAGGGAGAAACGUUGCAGAAAGGCAAAGAGAGAGAGAGAGAGAGAAAGAGGUAUGGGAGGCAGGAGUAUACUUUUUAAAAGGGCAUAUUUUUUUAUAUACAUAUAUUUACAUAUUUACAUAACGUUUUUAGCGGUACAAACAUCGUGAGUACAAAUCAAUAUUUAUUUUUCUUUUUGUUUUCGGUUUUUUUUUGUGUGUCUUCGAUUAUAUAAAGUGAGAAAAACAAAACAAAAACAAAAAAAAAAACAAAGAAUUUAGGGAUUUUCAUAAAAAUACAAAAAUUAAAAAAGAGAAGGCGAAACAAAUGAAAUUGUUUUGAAUUGUUCAAUUGUUAAGGCGAGUGUAAAAGUUGGGGGAAGGAAGAACGAGGGAAACAGUUGAAACACUUUUUAUACGAUGGUUAGCGAUAGUUAACGAUGAUCACAAUAAUACGAUAACGAUAACGAUAUAAAGCGAGUUUUAAACGUAGGCUUAACGACACGCCGAGCAAGUUGAAAGAGCCGAGCAAAUCAACAGCAGACAAAUAGCCCAGACAAUUAAGCAAAGAAGAAGCCGUCACCUCACUUAAUACCAAAAACACAAAAAAAAAACAAAAAUUGAAUAUGAGGUGGAAAAAUAUGUGAACAAAAGGUAUUCAAAAGAAAACUCUUAAUCAGCGCGCCGGAAAAUCAAGAAAACGCAAGUAAAAAGUCAAGAUGAAAAUUGAAAAUAAAAAUAAAAUAAAUGGGGGUUCAGUUUUAAUACUUUUAUUUUUUUUUUAAACAAAAUAUGAAGAAAAUUUGGACGCAAACAAUCAAGUCAGUUCAGCAAAGAGCAGAAGCAGAAACAGCAGCAGCAGCACAUCAAAUGGAAUGAAAUGGAAAUGAAAUAAAAACAAGAACAAAAACAAAAAUAAAAAUAUAUAUAAAAAAUAACCGGACAUAGAGAGAGAUAUAGGUCAAUGUUAUAGAGCAACAGAUUAGAACAGAUUAGAUCAGAUCAGUUAACCUAAAGCAGAACAGAACCGAACCGAAACGAACAGAACAGAAUAACAGUUAAAACAAAACUCCUCGGAUACGACACAACUGUACUAAAAUGAAAUUGAAACAUGAAAUACAUGAAACAUGGCAUGAAACAUGCAUGUCACGAAAAAAAUGAAACUGUUGUCAAAGCAACAACAACAACACAAUAAGAGAAACAAAACAAAACAACAACAAUAACAAUUACAACAAACAACAACAACAAUGAGAAAACUAUUCAAAUGGUAUGAAUUAAAUAUACAUACAUACAAAUAUAUAUUUUUAGCAUUUAAGCGCAUACAAAACAAAACAAAAUGAAAAUUAAAGAAAAUACGAAAAACCAGAUAACUGAAAUCUAUAUUGUCAGCCCUAAGAGUUUACAUGUACUAAAAAGAAAAUUACAAAAAAAAAAUUAUAAAAAAAAAAAUCAAAAGCAAGCAAAAAAAUGCCCAUACAACAUACAACAUACAUACAUGCAAAUAUGCGAUUAUAGUAAACACACACACACACACACAUACAUCUACACAUACUCUCGCAUGCCCCCUAUAUAAGUAUAUGUGUAUUGCAACAAAAAUCAAAUCAACAUUUCAGCAAAUUACAAGAAAAACAAAAGCAUAAAUAAUUGGCUAAACAAAUGCGAAUAAAUUAUUUUACGAUACGAGAGAUUCACAAUAACAGUAAGACCGUGUGCAACGAAACGAAAUGGAAUUGAAACACUCCAUGUUUCCGCCAAAAAGAAAACGAAAAUGAAAAUGAAACAAAACAAAUAACAUCAGUUUUGCCUUUACACAUUUUUUUGUAUGUAUAUUUUGCAUUUCUUUCUUUUUUUUUAAUUUUUCUUUUUCAUUCGAAACAAUAUAUAAUACUGUAUUUAAAUUAAUAAUUAUUAAUAUUAUACAUACGUAUAUAAACAUUUAUAUAUAUAUUUUUUUUUCGAAUUGUAAUAAAUUCAUACGGUAAUCAACUGGAGACUGAGCUACAACAUAUAUUUAGUUACCGUUAUGUUUAUUGCAUUUGAAGAAAUCCCAAAAAACAAAAACAAAAACAAAUAAAAUACAAAAAAAAAAAAAAAAAA